GAGGGAGGGAGGCAGGAGGAGGCGGAGGAGCGCGGAGCUGAGCAGAGCAUCGAGCCAGAGGGGAGAUGAGUUUGUCUAUCCUCGGCUGAGGCUCCGGCCGGGCCUAGGGAACUGGGAGCUCGGGCUGGAGCGACACCCGUGGAAGUGGGAGGCGGCGGCUUUGGGACUUUAACCCCUUGUGGGCUCUGCGGUAGGGGAUUUAACCCUUUGUGGGCUCGGCCCCUCGGCGGCAGCGUCAUCGGGUAGUUUUAACCCCUUCGGGGCUGGGUUUAACCCCUUGGACUGAACCAUCGCACCUCCUUGCCCACCUGCUCCUCGGGCUCGGGGGCGCUCUGCAGGGAGACCCGAGGCCCACUUCCUUCGCCUCUUCGUACCGCUCCUGCCGCUGCACCCGGGGGACCCGCUAGCCGGCCGUGCCGUGGGUGCUUUAACCCUUUAGUGACUCGCGCUCCAAGUUGCCGCCGGAGUUUGCGGACGGGACUGGCUGGCUUCUGAGAGGGCGUCGCUGCAGGAAUCACAGACCGGAGGAGGACUCUGCUGGGGGCAAUUUGUACAAGAAAGGAAAACCUUCCCCCCGCCCCCCCAAGGACUUGCAGCCAAAAUUUCUCAAACUUCGGGACGAGGAAUUCGUGAGCCAUGGCCGAGCCGCUCCUUCCAGAACAUCAGCCCCAGCCUCAGGCUAGCAACUGCACAGGUGCUGCCGGGCCCGCCGAGCCGAAGCCCGAGCGCCCCCCCGGCGCGGAGGAGCGGGCGCCCGACGAGGACAGUAGGUGGCAAUCGAGAGCGGCCCCCCAGCCCGGCGGUCCCCCGGGGCCGGAAGGCGAGGGGAGCCGGGCGCCCGCGAUGCCGCCCCUGCAGGGCCAGCCGUGCCUGGAAGCGGGCGAGAGGAGCCAGAACGGGGAGCGCGGCCCCUCGCCGGCCGCGGCGGUUGGGGAGCCGAGCCCCGAGGCGCAGCCCCCGGCCCCGCCGUGCCGCGACUCCGACGCCAGCAAGCUGGGGGCGCCCGCCGCGGGGGGCGAGGCGUGGGGCCAGCAGCUGAGACAGCUGGGCAAGAAGAAACACCGGAGACGCCCCUCCAAGAAGAAGCGGCACUGGAAGCCCUACUACAAGCUGACCUGGGAGGAGAAGAAAAAGUUCGACGAGAAGCAGAGCCUGCGAGCCUCGAGGAUGCGAGCCGAGAUGUUCGCCAAGGGCCAGCCGGUCGCGCCCUACAACACCACGCAGUUCCUCAUGGAUGACCACGACCAGGAGGAGCCCGACCUCAAGACCGGCCUCUACCCGAAGCGGGCCGCCGCCAAGUCCGACGACACCAGCGACGAGGACUUCAUGGAGGAGGCGGGUGAGGAGGACGGGGGCAGCGACGGGAUGGGGGGCGACGGCAGCGAGUUCUUGCAGCGGGACUUCUCGGAGACGUACGAGCGGUACCACACGGAGAGCCUGCAGAACAUGAGCAAGCAGGAGCUCAUCAAGGAGUACCUGGAGCUGGAGAAGUGCCUCUCGCGCAUGGAGGACGAGAACAACCGGCUGCGGCUGGAGAGCAAGCGGCCGGGCGAGGACGCGCGCGUGCGGGAGCUGGAGCUGGAGCUGGAGCGGCUACGCGCCGAGAACCUCCAGCUGCUCGCCGAGAACCAGCUGCACCGGCAGCAGGAGCGGGCGCCGCUGUCCAAGUUCGGGGACUAGGGGAAAACUUUGGGGGGCGGGGGCAAAGGGGACUUUUUACAGUGAUGGAAUGUAACAUUAUAUACUUGUGUAUAUAAGACAGUGAACCUUUUUAUGACAUAAUCAGAAGAGAAAAAUCCCCCCCAUGGCUUUGGUUGGUUUGGCAAAUUUAACUAUGAUGUAGCUUGCGUGCUUUCUCCUGUUCUUUUAAUUAUGUGAAACUGAAGGGUUGCUUUUCUUGUUUUCCUUUUUUAGGGUUUUUUUUUUAUGUGUAAGUAAUUUGACCAAGUUAUAAUGCAAAUUUUGUUUUAAACACAAACCCUCCCUAAAUGGAGCUAUGAGGUGGCCAAAAUCUAAAAACCAUUAAAUCCAUUCUAGUUAUAAUAAAUUUAAUAUUUGUAAAUGUAA
Messenger RNA from Sorex fumeus (smoky shrew), 2067 nucleotides. RefSeq names its product HEXIM P-TEFb complex subunit 1 (gene HEXIM1). Bases 637 to 1680 code for a protein of 347 amino acids. Gene Ontology annotation, biological process: negative regulation of cyclin-dependent protein serine/threonine kinase activity; negative regulation of transcription by RNA polymerase II. The transcript has a single exon. Gene Ontology annotation, cellular component: nucleoplasm; nucleus; cytoplasm. The record is from RefSeq and is a predicted model, not a curated record. Lineage: Eukaryota; Metazoa; Chordata; Mammalia; Eulipotyphla; Soricidae. Gene Ontology annotation, molecular function: cyclin-dependent protein serine/threonine kinase inhibitor activity; 7SK snRNA binding.